This is a messenger RNA of Meloidogyne enterolobii, 792 nucleotides long. The record is from the annotation of a GenBank genome assembly. NCBI's taxonomy places the organism in Eukaryota, Metazoa, Nematoda, Chromadorea, Rhabditida, Meloidogynidae.
AUGGCAAGACCUCCACCAGUUUUAGACAAGUUCCGCCGAGUUAUACCUCUUCUUGACCCUUACAUGGAGCGAGCUUUAGAUCAAGCACAUGCUGAACAAUAUGCUUGCACUCCUUGGUUCGCGCCAGGCGUGAAAGAAAGACACUUCGUUGCAGAAACUGACCAUCUUUCAAUUACUUUACAUUAUGCAGGAUAUCCUGAUCCAAAAAUUACAUGGAAACAUAGAGGUUGGGAUAUUGAUGCCUCCGGGCCAACCUCAAACAUUCGUAUUUCCUCACAUGCUGGUGCUGAGACUACCAUCACAUUCCUAGGCUUUCAAAAGUCAAAUGCUGGGCAAUAUACCUGUGUGGCUGAGAACCAGUAUGGAAAAGCUGAACAAAAUUUACUUGUUGAUGUUGCUACCCGCCCAAAAUUCACUCAACCUUUAUCAAAUCGGGAUUACACUUCUGAUAAGCCAUUAAGGCUAAAUGUUCGUGUAGAAGGCAAUCCUGUGCCAGAGGUUAAAUGGCUUAAGGAUUGGCGGCCAGUUGCCGAAUCUUCACGCGUUCAUCUGAUUCAAGAAGAUUCGAAUUUGCGUACACUGCUUAUUGAUCAACCCAUUUGGAGCGAUUCCGGCAUUUAUACCUGUACUGCCUUCAACGACGCAGGUCAAGCAGUUACUUCUUGUACUAUUACUGUAGAAGUCGAAAAUGACUUUUUGAAAGAUUUCAAACUAAAAGACUUUCGAAAAUCUAUAAAAUUGGAGCGCGGACCUCUUCGAGAUAUUUAUGAUAUUCAAGAAGCUGUAGAUUAA